GCGGGCACCAGGCAGGGUCUGGGCGCGGGACCAGACGCGGAGGGCGGCGAGGAGCUGUCUAGGAGGGAUCUGUGGCGGUUCUGUUUUGCUUCAGGGGUUAGCCCGAGACAUAAAGGUCUUUCUGGUUCCCUUCCAAGCCCGCUAACCUCUCACAGGUGGACUUGCAGAGGAGGUAGACGACAAAGUUCUUCACGCUGCUUUUAUUCCUUUUGGAGAUAUCACAGAUAUUCAGAUUCCUCUGGAUUAUGAAACAGAAAAGCACCGAGGAUUUGCUUUCGUUGAAUUUGAGUUGGCAGAGGAUGCUGCAGCAGCCAUCGACAACAUGGUAUAGCCCGGAAUCUUCAUUCUUACUGAAGUUGGCUUUGGUGGCACAGCGGGCUCCUUGUUCAUAUAUUGGUUUGCUGAACCUCCAAAGUUACAAGAAUGAAUCUGAGCUCUUUGGACGGACAAUUCGAGUCAAUUUGGCCAAACCAAUGAGGAUUAAGGAAGGCUCUUCCAGACCAGUUUGGUCAGAUGACGACUGGUUGAAGAGGUUCUCUGGGAAGACUCUGGAAGAGAAUAAAGAGGAAGAGGGGUCGGAGCCCCCCAAAGCGGAAGCUCAGGAGGGAGAGCGCACUGCCAAAAAGGCCCGGUCAAACCCUCAGGUGUACAUGGACAUCAAGAUUGGGAACAAGCCAGCCGGCCGCAUCCAGAUACUCCUGCGCUCAGACGUCGUUCCCAUGACGGCAGAGAAUUUCCGUUGCCUGUGCACCCACGAGAAGGGCUUUGGCUUCAAGGGGAGCAGCUUCCACCGCAUCAUCCCCCAGUUCAUGUGCCAGGGCGGCGAUUUCACCAACCACAACGGCACCGGGGGCAAGUCCAUCUACGGGAGGAAGUUCGAUGAUGAGAACUUCAUCCUCAAGCACACGGGACCAGGCCUGCUCUCCAUGGCCAACUCCGGCCCAAACACCAACGGCUCCCAGUUCUUCCUGACGUGUGACAAGACGGACUGGCUGGACGGCAAGCACGUGGUGUUCGGGGAGGUCACGGAAGGCCUGGAUGUCUUGCGGCAGAUCGAGGCGCAGGGCAGCAAGGACGGGAAGCCGAAGGAGAAGGUGAUCAUCUCCGGCUGUGGGGAGUACGUGUGAGCCGCUUUCUCCGCACAGCCCGCCAUCCGGGACCCGGCCGCCCGGGACCCGCACUUGUGACACGGGGUCUGUGCCGGGGCCUCGGGGUCAGCGUGGAGCAGCUCCUCUGUGGGCGCGGCCUGGCCUUCCUCUGGCUCUUCCCCAGUGAGGCCGCGGGCCGGAGCCCGCACAGGCGCCACCCUCCCCACCGGGACGGCUGCGUGUGGCUUUCUAGGCCUUUGCUGCCAGGGCCUCUCCUGGGCCCAGCAGUGUGGCUCUGGGCGUUUCUUCUGGUAAAAUAAACCCGAGUUCCUGUAUUGCUGCCUCCAGCUUGUCCCUGGGAGACUGCACCUAUGGCUGAGCUGUCACGCUGAGGUAGGCGGGCGAGGAAGUAGGGCAUAGUGUCUCCCCCACAGCUUGUCCUUCCUUUCUUGGGCAUAGUUCCUGAGAUGCCAGGUGAUGUAUCUUCAAGCCAGAUAUUCUUGUCAGACCCUUGUCAGGACAAAGGACGUCAGGGACCGUGGAAAAGUUCCCAUCUGUUGCCGCUGCUGCUAAACUGAAGCUGGCUAGUCAUAGCCAACACGCGUACUUACGAGUCUCAGUGAUUCAUUUAUUUGUUCACUUCUGUUCUACAGAAUUUAAAAAAUGACAUUUAUAACUCAACGUGCCUUUUCCAUGCCAGAUACUAUGCUUAUUUGUCAGGAGACAGGAGGUCAGCGCAUACCUGAGCCUAAUCCAGCCUGCUGCCUAUUUUUAUGAAUAAAGUUUUAUUGGAGCA
Messenger RNA from Eptesicus fuscus (big brown bat), 1884 nucleotides. RefSeq names its product peptidylprolyl isomerase E (gene PPIE). Gene Ontology annotation, biological process: protein folding; protein peptidyl-prolyl isomerization. The record is from RefSeq and is a predicted model, not a curated record. The transcript is spliced from 10 exons. Gene Ontology annotation, cellular component: intracellular membrane-bounded organelle. Gene Ontology annotation, molecular function: peptidyl-prolyl cis-trans isomerase activity; RNA binding. Bases 246 to 1127 code for a protein of 293 amino acids. NCBI's taxonomy places the organism in Eukaryota, Metazoa, Chordata, Mammalia, Chiroptera, Vespertilionidae.